GCGUGUUGGAGUCGCAACCAAAAGCUCAUCAUGCGACCAGCGCCUUGCAUGGUGCCCUUUGCUGGGCGCCAGUGGCGCCGUCAUGGCUGGAGCUUCGAGGUCUUUAUGGCUCCAGGAGACCUCCCUGAAACUGGACAGCUACUGCUGGCGUGAGCACACCUUGGCCAAGCCCAUCCAAUACUCCAUCCCCACUCGCAAAUGGCAGCACUACCGGCCGCUGCGCGAGAGGCGGAAGACUUGGGACUUCGCACCGUUGAUCCCCGGCGAUCCGCAGACCUAUCAAUACACCGAGGAGGAGUCCUACCUGGAGAUGUAUGCCUCCUCUCUCUUUUGCAUCACGAAAAAGAAGGGUGGCUGGGAUUGCCUUCGGCAUUACGAGAUUUUGCUGGCUGGAUGCAUGCCUUACUUUCUGGACAUUGAUCUCAUGCCCAGUCGGAGCAUGGUGAACUUUCCAAAGCUCUUGAUCCAGGCGCUCAUGCGCUUGCCAGGAGUGCCGCCAGAGUCGGACGUGGUGGAGGCCAUGUCCAACGGUACCGGAAGCCGUUUGACGCUGGACCACGGUCGCUUCGACCGCGCGCUGUUCGAGCGGUUGCGGAAGAAGGUCCUGCACUACGUGGAGGAGUUCAUGCUCAGCUCACAGAGGGCUUUGGAGUUGCGCAUCACCACGCCACGCGUCUUCGUGCAUUCCACCUGCACGGCGGCCAAGCCGGUGGACUAUCUACGCGAAUUGCUGGUGAUUGGCUUGUUGGAGUUGGGUUUGGAGAUUUAUGUGAACUGCGACAUGAGCUACAUUUUUGCGGACUUCGAUGUGGCUAGCCAAGCAGAAACCUGGAAGACCUCUUAUGGCAGAGGUUUCCUCUAUGAACGUGCCCUGGAGACCUCCGCCCAACAGCGACUCACUUUCUGGCGCACUGGGGAUCCGGUGCCCUCCGAGCCCUUGACGUAUGUGAAGACCACGUACAACAACAAGCCAAUCCCUCAGGAGGACUUGGUGAGCCGAGGUGUGGAUUUGGUGGUGGAUGGCAACGACAUUUGGGCUCCUCAUCAUCCACCCCCAAGCAGCGCUUUGCAGCGGUGGUUCCUACGAGAGGGCACCAGCUGCCAUGAGUUCCAAAGGCCAGCUCAGCAGGUGCUGGCCAUGUUGGACUCAGGUGAUUUGUGGAACUGCGAUCACGCUCCGGGAAGUCAUUUGUGUCCAAACCUUCAUGAAGCUGCAAGCCUGUGGUAUGAAGGCCUUCGGGUGCUCCCGGCUUUGCGGGCUUGGAGGGGCUACAGGAAUGAGGAAGCUCACCAGCGGCUCGUGGGCGACGCUUGGGAUUAUAUGCACACGGUUCCCUUCCACCCGGAGUUCGUGCAAAAGUAUGUGACCAUCGCCACCAACAGCCGGCAAUUUAUGGAUGCCUACCGGAGCAUCAUCCUCCGGACAGAACGGCGCGCGGAGUUCAACCAGUGGGCCGGGCCGCAGAUUCUGCAGGAUGCAGCGGAUCCCUUGAAGCUCUUGGCAGACUGUGGCCGGCAGCUUCGGAAGGUCCUCGUGCAGCAUCCGUGUGCUUGUGGCCAUUCCCGGGGAAGCGUUCUGGCUGUGCUGCAUCUACUCUCGGGUGAGACCAAUGAAGGUGUCGAGCUUUCGCAGAUCCAUGGGCUUUUGCUCUAUGGUUUCGAGUGUGCCUCCCAGAUUGUGGGCGAGAAAUUCGAGCAGGAGUUGCUGAAGCUCCGCGAAGACGACCAUCCAAACGCUGCGGACGCGCCGUGGCCGGCGCUCACGCUCGCGCGGCAGCGUUUGGCCGAGGUGUUGUUCCCCACUGCUGCGAACAGCUCCUUGGAGUUCCUGUCCGUCACGACCAUGAGCGCCUUGGCAGGGGACGCCGCGACAAGUCAAUCGCAACUCCUGGAGGCUUGGAGCAACAUCCAGAGAGUGCUUCGAAGCCUGGAGAUGGAGGAUUAUGAACUCAAGGGCUUCCUCCAAGAGCUCUUCAUUGCCCAAGACGUCGCGCUGCCCUGGGCUGACCUGAGCCGACGGCUGCGGCGGCGACGUCGCGGGUUAUUGGGACAACUGGCAAGCUUGGGUACCUGAAAGAGCGCUUGUGGAGUUCAUCUGACAGGAGUUGUGGUCGUUUACAACAGCACCCGUGCAGCGGUUGUUUGCCUUCCACGAAGGCAGCAGGUUUCCAGGGACGGCUUGAUGCAGCAUGAUGCAAUGUUGGGUGAGCUUCCAGAACAACCAGCACGUCCACCCUUUGAGGAACGUUUUGGCACAGCUCCGUGCCCUACAGGAGUUCUCCGAUCUGCAGGAGGUCAGUUCAGUGAUUCACCCUGAGUGCUGGACCGGUGAAGGCUUUGAGGGUCACAACCCCCAAGGCUUGCAGGGUCACAACAGCGCUGCGCUUUUCCAGCUAAGGCUGUCGUUGUCAUAGCAACCAAACCAAGCUCGGAAGAAUGAAUAAUGACGUGCAGACCAAAAAGUUUUGCGCGGCCGACGGAG
This is a messenger RNA of Durusdinium trenchii, 2482 nucleotides long. The record is from the annotation of a GenBank genome assembly. NCBI's taxonomy places the organism in Eukaryota, Dinophyceae, Suessiales, Symbiodiniaceae.